This is a messenger RNA of Brienomyrus brachyistius, 6181 nucleotides long. RefSeq lists its product as uncharacterized. The transcript is spliced from 2 exons. NCBI's taxonomy places the organism in Eukaryota, Metazoa, Chordata, Actinopteri, Osteoglossiformes, Mormyridae. The record is from RefSeq and is a predicted model, not a curated record. Bases 2390 to 3124 code for a protein of 244 amino acids. Gene Ontology annotation, cellular component: nucleus. Gene Ontology annotation, molecular function: transcription regulator activity.
CUGGUUCUUAAGCAGGGCAUGUGAUCCUGUUGUUGGUCUCUGUUGCUUCACCGCAGAAGCGAAAUAGAAUGCGAGAGGCACACUGGAUGUUUGUAAAACUGCCGUUUUAUUUUCUGACCAAAGAAAUCAAUAUGAGGCUUAAAAAAAGAUCUGUUAGUAAAUGGAAAUAAAGUGGUAUGAGAGAGGAGCAGAUGACUGUCCUUUAAAAAACGUGCCCUGUUUGUGAGUGAGAGGUAUAACUUGUCUGCCUUCGUACAUUUGCUUCUUUAUAUUUGCUUUUGGGAUUUUAGCUAUAAGAUAUAGUACAUAAUAAAAAUGGAACUGGGCACUUUCCGAGUGAUUCUAAAGAAGCCAACGAUAAAUCUGAAUGUCGAAGUAAAGGGAAUGUCGUGUGACCCCCCCCCCCCCUCUGCAGCAGGGGACAAAGUCUCCAGAGCAGAGGGCACGGUGGGAGCUGGAGAGGGUGGUCACACGCCUGGGAAGCACCCCCAAGGCCGCGAUAAGGCAGGAAUGCGGGGAGGCUCACACUUCUGUCCCCUACGCCUCCUUGACCCCACGACUCUUGAGUUUGUCUUUUCAGUGAAAAGGUCGCUGUGAGGCUUCAUGUGUGGGAAGUGAGAUUAUACAAAAUAUUUACUUAACGGAUGUUCUAAUUGGAGUGUGUAGUAAUUCUGAAAAAAAAAUGUGCAGUGAUGCCUCUAGCAUUUGUUGAAUUUUUGCAAAACUGUCAUAUCAAAUUUUAAUUUCUCAAGCAGUGGGUUUAUUGGUGGGCAUUAUCUGUUUGUAUAUCUGCACACAUUCAGUGGUUGUGACAAAACACACUUGAAGACAACUGUAAUUUGCCUUGAGGAUUGAGCUCUGCCGUUUAAUUGUUGCUAGUCCGUUAUCUCGACCACUGCGCCACCUGCAGGCCUUCAAAUAGGUUGCAGAUGAAGACUUUCGCACCUGUACCAGACGUCCGGAUGCAUCUCCCACCAGCACCACUACUCUGUCUCGGUUGCCAUGGUAAACUGGAUUACAGAAAAGGUGGAGGGGGGGCAGGCCGAGUCGGGGGCACUGUCACGCAGUCUGGGCUGCGGAUUGUUGGAGGUGCCGUACCCUGUGUAUUCUGGGCGGUAUCGUAGGUUGCUGCUGGUCGUGUCGGUGUGACUGGAGGCUGUGGCCGACGUGAGCCGGGCAUGCUUAUCUCCCAUACCACGGGGGCUGGUACUAACGCACCCAUUCCGCCUUAUCUGCGCGGAGGCCGCUUUCCCGUAAAACCUCAUGCAUUUUGAUUUGAUUUAGAAGAAAUUGUUGCUGCCGAGAUGCAAAAGUGCGCUCAAAAGGGAGGGAAAAUCCCACCUCCCUCUAUAAACUAGGUGAUGCAUUCUCGGGGUUGUUUUAGGAUUGGAUUAAAAAUUAGCAAGAGACUAAUUUUAUAGCGUUUGACUGAGUUUCAACACUGCUGUUCCAUUUAUAGAGCGCUGUUGCUAUCGGAGACUGGAGGCUGCCGACUGCACGGCGCUGCUUCCAUGAUGAGGAGCAUGGCAGCCGCGGCCAUGUGUGUCUCACCGAGAGCCGCACUAACCGCAGAAACCUUACUAGGAACCGCUUUAUGAAUUAGUGACAGGCUCUCAGGAAACUACACGCAUAUUUCGACAUUAUGUAUUAAUACUUCCCCUUGAUCGCACUAUGUACAGUCUGAAAUUGUGUAUUUGCCAAGAUUUUUUACGAGGUUACUGGUAAACGUGUUUACAGGAUUGCCUUCUGUUGCACUGAAAUUCAGUAACUGCGCAAUAAGUAGUUGCGCCGUUAAGCCGUGUUUUUAGCGUCGGAAAUAGGUUGGAUGUCCCCGUCCUUUGGUCGUCAAUCGUUCAGAUUUCACCGAGCUGCGUGGUGUCCGAAUGAAAUCCCCUGCAGUUGUUCGGGUUCUUGUAGAGAAAAGGGAACCGAUAAGCGUGGGCCACUAAUAAAUGCAGGAAGCGGCGGGCUGGACUAACAGAAAGGGCUGUUGGUGCAAAUCGGCGGCACAUUGGGCGCCCCGUGAGCACCGGAGGCCGAGAGCGGGAGGCGGGGGUACAGGCGGCGUGUGGCUCUGGCCGGGCUCCUCCUCGCUGUACCUCCUGCACCCCCCCCCCCCCCCCCCCCCCCCCCACUCCCACUAAAACCAGCUCGGCUUACAAGGAAGCGUCAGCUGUCAGGGGUGGACUAGCGGGAUGGACAAGGCACGCAGCUGCCGCGUCCGAUCUCUUUAAUUCGCGUAGUCUAUGUCUCUAAAACGUGCGAACUGUGAGAGGUAGUUGUCUGUAUGACAGUAAAGUACAGUGAGUCUCUGUCAGUGUAAAACCAUGCGAUGCAACUUUACGGUGAGGAGACCGAAGGAAGUGGCCACAUCAUAUGCUGAAGGUACAUGUUGGGUCGCGGAGUGAAGCGCAAGUUGAGCGAUUGUGAGAUGGUUGGGGGGGCGGGGCCUGGAGUGGAGCUCCCGUACCCACAGCAGCGGCAGCUGGUGCUGGACCUCUGCCUGGACAAGCUGCAGAGGUGCCGAGCGCGGGUGGAGCCCAGCCUGCACCGCUCUGUGCUGCUGGCCAACACACUGCGCCAGAUCCAGGAAGAGAUGCGACGGGAGGGCGGGGACCCACCCACUGGCCCCGCCCCGAUUCCUGCACACACGGCCACGCCCCUGCACACACCCGACCUGCCUCCCAUCCCCAAGGACUAUGCCCUGCCACCGAGAGAGCUGGGGGUCGCUGGGGACUGUUCCACAGGUGAGCCCCUGGCAUGUCCUGGGUGUGAAGGACAGAGUGUCUCCUUCCCUUCCUCUGAGGAAGGCUGCACCGAGGACUUGACGAUGGGUGCCAGGUCUGCAGACUCUCUCUUCGGCUCCUUUGAAAUCACAAACUCCACCAGCUAUCUGACGGACCUGGCCUUCGACGACAUCUUUGAGGACAUCGACACCUCCAUGUAUGACUCGUCCGACUUCUCCGUCCUGGCCUUGAGCCCGGCGCGCAGCAGUGGCACCACCUCUGGCGUGGAGGACAGCCUGAAGCCAUUCCCCAGCUGCACCACGGCCAGUGCACUGCAGCUGUGUCUCACAGACCUUAACGACCUGGACCACAUCAUGGAGAUCCUGGUGGGCUCAUAACUGGCCUUCCCAUCCUCUGUUCUUAUUCCCCCACCCCCACCCCCCCAGUUUUUUUUUUUUGGAUGGGAAUGACAAAAUACUUGUAUAGAAUGGUAUAUUUAUAUUUUUAUACAGAAUACUCUAAAUCUAUUUAUAUAAAAUGCCACAGACAUGCCUGACGUACACCUACUGUAGAUGAAAUGUAUGUUGUGUUGGGAGAACCUGUUCUGAUAUGUGUACAGAAUGAGCUUGAACAUGCGAGGAUCACACUGAGCGGAAAUGCACAGAAUUACUGCUGAAGGCAGUUGGACUGAACUCUGAAGAUAUCCACAGUAUAAUAGCCACAGAUGCAAGAGUUCCCAAAUAAACAAUUAUGUAACAAUUAUAAUUAUGUAAUAAGGCGAGAUCUUUAGCCUUUUUUGAACUAAAGUAUCUAUUUUUGUUAAAAAAAAAAAAUACAAUUUUGAUAUGCGUUUCUACAGCGUUUAAAAUGUAUUUUCAUGGGUUUGAGCCGAACAUGAUAGACACACUCAUCAGAUGAGUCUCUACCUCUUCCGUAUCUGGGUCCAGGCACCCAGGAACCUGCUCUCUGCACCUCUGAGUUCCAGUGCAUUCAGCACUGUUUAUUUGUUAGUGUUUUGUGGGUGUGUGUGUCUCAGGCAGAAUGUGCGCGCAGCUAGUACACACGCAGUGGUCAGCAUGGCCUCUCCGCCGGGUAAGCUGUGGCCCCACACUAAGACAACUACUCCGUUUCUAUAGCAACCCUCUUCUCCCAUGAAACAACAAGAAACUGCCUUUAUGCAGGAUAGAAGACUGGUUUCAGAGAUUACCCUGAGGGGUCACACGCGGUCCGACUGGCACAGAGAGAUCAAUCAUUUUGGCUGUUACUCUUUGUCAUUUUUGUUGUCACCCCCUCACGUCUCUCCCCCCCUUCUACAGUGUCGCUGUUUUUAAGACAUUUUUUCCUACGGCGCCCCCUCCUGCUCCUGGAAGGAUACUGGAAGUCUGCUUCCAUGUCGUGGAAAAAUUUUAGCCUUAGUCUGACGGGAGGAGCAGAGCUCAGCAGCUUUCCGCUUCUGUCACAAGCUUCCAGGCUGCGUAUGUUUAGCUCUGGGUUCCGUCGGAAUGUAUAAACCGCCCAUAAUGUGCGCGUUUGCCUGCAAAGUGUUUUUUUUCCCUCUCCUCCUUUUCUCAUAGUUGCCAGCCCGCUCAUAGAUCUCCCAUGGCGUUCAGCGGUAACGGACCCCUAUAACAAUUCCCUCCGGCUGCCAGCAUGUGAGUGCGAGGGAGGGGGGAGGGAGGGAAGGGGAGCAGAACUGUGGCCCCCGUCACGUGGAACCGCUUGCUUUGGGGAGGGCCCUAGCGGACCCCUCCCACCCUACCGAGGGCCUGUUAGAACCGUUCUGACUCUUCCACCAGCCAGUCAGGUGAGGGGAGGGAGGCUUUGAGGCCCAGAUAACCCCCCCCCUCCACCCUACACGGUGUCUUUUGUUAGUCUGAAAAACAAAUAUAGCCUGGUGGAGUUUCAGCUCGCAGAAACAUUCAGGCAGAAACUCUUUCAUUUUUUUAAAUUCCUCCUCAAAUGUUUCUCCCCGGUUGGCUGUGUUUUAAUAUAGGGUGUUUACUAUUUUAUCAGAACACGUCUCUAGGUCUAGGUGUGGUUUUUACUACAUCCAUAGCCUCAUUGAACAAGAAGUGCAUUGACAGCCCCCCCCCCACAAGUAUUUGUGGCAUAGCAAAAAAAAAUACUGGACUUUAGGGGGUCCACUUGAGGCAUGGGCAGGGAAAGGCUUGCGGCUCCCAGAUGGAGGCAGUGCUCUCAGCUGGGGCAGGGCAGGGGGGGUAUGACCUGUGCUGGAUGAAAUGCAGUCUGCUCUUUGCUGACAACCGUGGGUUACUGCAGAGGGUGUCAGAGGACAAAAAUGUAAGCUUUAUAAGCUUAUUAUGUACAUAAUUUUAUUUAUAUUCUGUUUGAUCCAAAUAGUAUUGUCAUUACAAAAAAAAUAAUAUAUUGUUUUUAUUUAAACCCCCCCCCAAUCCAUUAGUUAACCCCUGUUCCAUUAUGGCAUUAUGGCUCUUCUGUGAUUAUGGUAUGUGAAACAGCCAUUUCUCCUGGAGAAGUGCCUCAUUCUGUGUAAUAUUCGUCUCGGUCUGUUAUGUCUGAAACAAAAGAUGACAACGUGACCAGAACACGCUUAACCUACAGUGUUAGGGAGUCUGUAUUCUUAACAUGUAAAUGUGUCCAUUUAGUACCUUUUAGUAAUGUAGUCACUGUAUUUCAAUGGGCCAUAUUAAAUCACGCCUGAAAAUCAGCAGCUAACGCUCGUUUUGGGCUGCACCACUGCUAAUAGUCCUUUCUUUCUGUGAGCGAUUCUUGUUUAUAAAGUUAGGUCACCUGCACCUUGCAUUCAUAUUUGAAUUUCCAGUAGAGCAUUUAAAAAAAAAAAUCAAACCUUUUAGUCAAAGUAAAUAACCGUACUUUGGCAUUGCGAAGAACAGUAUUAACAUGCAGACACUGUGUGUUCAUAGCCUGAAUCACCAUUUUGGAGAUGGUACCGGCUUGAUGCUACAAUCCAUCAGAGAAGGCAUGAAUGCAUAGAGAUCUGCCUGAAAGAAGACGUUUGUCAGUUGGCUGAGCCUAUGGUUAUGUGCAAUUAUGCAGUGUGUCCGUACUGGGAUUCGAGGGGGAUCGCCGGCUGUAAAGUCCCUUUUAAAGUGCAAUACAAACAUGUUAAAAUGCUGGAUAUGCCCAGCCUUACUAAGGAAUACACAUUAUGUUCUCUUAGCUAAGACUGCACCUAGCUUGGCAAAUUUUACGCUGUAUUUCAUAGAAGUGAUAUUUUGUAAAAACCCUAUGAUUGACAGUGGACCUUUUAACUGCGUUGCAUGAAUUAAGAUUUUAUUUAUUUAUCAUGUUCCCUUUCAUUUCAUGGUUUGGCAAGUUUUGCAUCGACCUCGGACUUUGUGUGUUGUGUACAUAAUGUAAUGUACAUAAAGUAUUUACUUUUUCCUCACACUUAUAUUCUAUGCAAUACUAUUGUAGCAGGCCAGAAGUCUAAUUAAAAGAGGUGAAAGAAA